Molecule: messenger RNA, 732 nt
Organism: Rhodotorula toruloides NP11
Lineage: Eukaryota; Fungi; Basidiomycota; Microbotryomycetes; Sporidiobolales; Sporidiobolaceae
Product: zinc finger, HIT-type protein
Exons: 4
Coding region: 1-732 (243 amino acids)
Source: RefSeq, a predicted model, not a curated record
AUGCGCUCCAAGCUGCCUCCGUGCAAAGUCUGCACCAAGGCAGACUCUGCCAAGUACGCCUGCCCCGUCGACGGCGCUCCCUACUGCUCUGUCGCCUGCUUCAAGAAGCACAAAGAGGAUGGAUGCUUCACCACAGCCAAGUACGAGCCGCCUCCUGCGCCUGUUCUCCCACGAGUCGAAGAACGCAACGACACCGAUGACCGACCACGGAAGCGGCUGAAGGACUUGCACUGGCCGGCUGAGCCUGAUCCGACGCUUUGGGCGGACCCUCUCCAGCGGGACGAUGUCAAGCCGCUGCGGCAUUUCGAGCUCGAAGCUAUCGCCACCUCUCCCGAAAUUCGCGCCCUCCUCGCCUCCCCUUCCGGCGUCCGCAAUGCCCUCUCCCGCCUCCUCCAGCUCCCGCACCACGCCCGGCCAGCCUCUCUCCGCGUCCUCCUCGGCCUCCCAGCCGAACCAACCCCGAAUACCUACCGGCCUGAAUCGGGAAGACGGUUCGCGACGGGUCUCGUUCCGCCUGGACAGCAAGAGCGGGACAACUCUGGCGGGAGUCGAGGCGGGCGAGGAGGACGCGGAGGGAGAGGAGGUGCGAGAGGAGGACGCGGUGGUGGACGAGCGGGGGACUAUGGGCCGAGAGUGCUGCAGAGUACGGAGGAGGAGCGGAAAGAUGUCGAGAAGUUCGCGGCGCGGGUGCUGGAGAUCUUGCAGGAGUCGAGGGAGAGGAAGGGGGAGUAG